ACAUCAGAAGAAGAAGAAGAAGAAGAAGCCAGCAAAGAUGGCAGACUACGAUUUGACAACCAAAAUAGCACAUUUUCUGGACCGGCAUUUGGUUUUCCCUCUUUUGGAAUUCUUGUCAGUGAAAGGAAUCUACAAUGAGAAGGAACUUCUUCAGGGGAAGCUGGACCUGCUCAGUGAGACCAACAUGGUGGACUUCGCCAUGGAUGUGUACAAAAACCUGUACGCCGACAAGGAAAUCCCACAUUCUCUGAGGGAGAAGAGAACUUCGGUUGUGGCCCAACUGAAGCAGCUCCAGUCAGAGACGGAGCCAAUCGUCAAGAUGUUUGAGGAUCCCGAGACCACCCGACAAAUGCAGUCCACGAGAGAUGGGAGGAUGCUGUUCGACUAUCUGUCGGAGAAACACAAUUUUCGUCAGGAAUACCUGGACACUCUGUACAGGUACGCCAAAUUCCAGUACGAGUGCGGUAACUACUCUGGGGCUGCAGAGUACCUCUACUUCUUCCGCGUCCUGGUUCCCUCCACAGACAGGAACGCCUUGAGCUCUCUGUGGGGGAAGCUGGCCUCUGAGAUCCUCAUGCAGAACUGGGAGGCAGCCAUGGAGGAUCUGACUCGACUGAGAGAGACUAUUGAUAACAAUUCUGUGAGCUCUCCUCUCCAGUCGCUCCAGCAGAGGACCUGGCUCAUCCACUGGUCCCUCUUUGUGUUCUUCAACCAUCCAAAAGGCAGAGACAACAUCAUCGAGCUCUUCCUCUAUCAGCCUCAGUACCUAAAUGCCAUUCAGACAAUGUGCCCACACAUGCUGCGGUACCUCACAACCGCAGUCAUCACCAACAAAGACGUGCGGAAGCGCAGGCAAGUGCUCAAGGACUUGGUGAAGGUCAUUCAACAGGAGUCGUACACAUACAAGGACCCGAUCACAGAGUUUGUGGAGUGUCUGUACGUGAACUUCGACUUCGACAGCGCCCAGAAGAAGCUGAGGGAGUGCGAGGCGGUUCUUGUGAAUGAUUUCUUCUUGGUCGCCUGCCUCGAGGAUUUCAUUGAGAACGCUCGUCUCUUCAUCUUCGAGACCUUUUGUCGGAUUCAUCAGUGUAUCAGCAUCAG
Labrus bergylta (ballan wrasse) is the source of this 1101-nucleotide messenger RNA. Lineage: Eukaryota; Metazoa; Chordata; Actinopteri; Labriformes; Labridae. The record is from RefSeq and is a predicted model, not a curated record.